CGAAACGGAACGUCCGACGCCAAACAACUUCCACCGCGCUCUCCGAAAACGCGUAAAAAACCCGAAAAAUCAAGAGAGUUACACAAGGAGAAAAUAUCCACUCCAGCGAGAUAAAUUCGGAUGUUUUCUUAAAGUUCGCGGAGACAUUACCCAUUCUUUUUUUUUACAUUUUUUUUUUGUUUUAGGAAAGUGAAAAAAAAGUAGUCUUUCUUUAUAGAUAGAUUUUACUUGAACAGAUUGCGUGUAGCGUAUUUAACGACUGUUUGCCUCUUAUACAAAUGUGUUAUUAGCCCGAAAUUAUUUACAGUGCAGGCGGAGAGAAGAGCUGCGAGAAGAACCGGCGGAACAACAAACUGAACAGCGGGACCGCAAAAAAAAACACGGCGGAUAGACAAUAAAAGUCGGCCAGCGGCCAAAUCGCGCUCAUUGCGUGCGCUGUUUUCGCAACGGCAACGGAAAAAUAGCCACCCAGUUAAGGUGCGAGCGAGAUAGCGCACUACGGCAACGGAAUUUCAACGGGUUUUCAGUACGGAGAGUCGGAAAAUAAGAGGACGCAGUAGCAGUAGCAGUGGCAGGAUGCGACACGCAUUUGUUGGAUUAAUUGUGUGCUGGCUGGCAGUUUGUCAACCGCAAGCUGAGGCGCAGUUUGGAGGCUUCGGGUUCCAGCCGCAGUUCCAGCCGCAGGUCGCCUACCAGCAGCCGCAACAGGUAUUCCGCCGACCCCAGGUGCUCCAACGGGCUUACCAACCAGCUCCGCUCUCCCCCCCACAGUUCCAACAGUUCCAACAGCCCCGCCAACAGCGCCAGGGAUCCGUGUCCAAGGCGAACACGAACGCGUACGAGCGGCAGGUGGACUUCGGCAACAACCUGGAGUACACCCAGGGCCUCUCCAACUCGCGGGCGGUGACCAAGCAGAACGGGCAGCGCGUGGUGACCAACAGCCAGGCGCGGACGCGCGACGUCGACCUGGGCGGCCUGCAGCUGGGCAACACCCUCACCAGGACAAGCACCAACGCCAACGGGCAGGUCUCCCAGGGCAUCGCCGACCAGUUCCGCAUCGGGGACGUGGGUCUGGGCGCCUCGCUCUCGCCGCAGAACCUGCGCAACGGCUUCGGGCUGCAGCGCGGCGCCGACGGCGACCUCCGCCUGGGCCUGGGCCUGCUCAACCUCGACCUCGACCGGCACGUGGCCAACUCGAACACGCUCUCGCAGGCGCAGGUGAACGCGCAGGGCAAGGGCGCGCGGGCGGGCUCCAGCAGCAACUCGCAGUCGAACACGCAGCAGUUCGGCGGCGUCACCGUCACCGACACCCGCUCCAACUCGAACGCCUUCGGCAAGGCGCGCCGCGGGCAGACCUCAGCCACCGCCGGCGGCUUCGGCGGCAGCGCGGCCACCGGCGGCCAGCUCGUGCGGCGGCAGGUGCGCCAGCCGCAGUUCCAGUACUUCAACCAGCGGCCCAAGCGGCGGGCCCAGUUCGUGCCCUUCGGCUACCCGGGCGGCGGCUUCGGACCCGGACCCUUCGGACCAGCGGGCCUGCUCGACCGGCCCAGGCGCCAGUUCGGCGGCGGCUUCAACGGCGGCUUCGGCGGACCGGGCUUCGGCGGUGGAUUCGGAGGCGGGCCAGAGUUCGGCGGCGGCUUCAACGGCGGACCCCAGUUCGGCGGACCGGAGUUCUACCAGCAGCCCCAGCAGCAGCAGCAGCACAAGAAGAAGGGCGGCGGCGGCAACCGCAACCAGAACCAGGCGCACGGGAACGCGAACGCGCAGGGAGGACCCGGGUUCAACCAGCAGGCCUCGACGAACAACCACGCGAGUCCGGGCGACACGGGCAGCAGCUCGAUCAGCUCGAACCUGGCGCAGGACGGCAGCAGCGGGCAGGUGAGCUCGGCCAACACGAACACGCACCAGGGCCAGACGGCGGGCGGCGGCUUCGAGAGCGGCCAGAACUCGCAGAGCCAGGCGCUCAACUUCCGGCCGGGGCAGCAGCAGGCCUCCAGCGCGAACGCGAACACGCAGCACACGCAGCAGGGCGACCGCGACACCUACUCCUCGAACAGCGGCUCCACGGCCACCAACAACAACCAGUUCGGGUCGUCGACCAACACGGCCAACACCAACUCGCAGGUGGUGCGCGAGGGCAACUCGCAGGACGCGACCAGCGACGCCAACAGCCAGAGCAUCUUCCAGGGCAACAACGGGCAGGGCGACGCCUCCGCCCAGACGAGCGCCCAGACGAACAGCCAGCGGGGACCCGGCGGCUUCGUGAGCAACUCGGCCUCCAGCAGCGCCACCGCCACCGCCCAGAACGGCCAGUCGGCGAACGCCAACGCGAACGCGAACGCCGGCGGCGACGGAGGCUUCGGCGGCGGGGGCUUCGGCGGCGGAGGAGCGGGGGGAGCGGGCGCGAACGCCGGCGCCAACGGCGGCGGAUUCGGGGGCUUCGGCGGCGGAGCGAACGCCAACAGCGAAGCCUUCGGCCCCUUCGGAUUCUUCGGACUUCGGCAGCGAGCCCAGCAGACGAUUCGCUCGCACCGCUGGUCGCAGCGUCCGCAGAACGGCUCUUCGCCCAGGAGCUCCUCCUCCUCCUCCUCCGUCGACGGGGGAUUCGAGCUUGUGUUCUUCAACCACUCGACCCACUCGACGGCUCGGCUGGAGGACCUGGGAGGGUUGGAAGACCUGGAAGACCAGCACUCGGCAAUGCCAAACACCUCGGUGGAGGCCUUCGCACCCUUCGACCGCUCCCAGCGGCAGGGACGCACCUUCGGCGUGAUCUACGACUGGAUCAGCGGACUCUUCAACUCCUGCGUCUCGCCCUGCACCCUGGAGGCCUUCCAGAAGCAGACCUGCUGCGAGACCUACGUGGUGGAUCCCUCCAUCCCGCCUCCCCCUCCCCCUCCGCCACCUUCCGCCUGCUGUUCGCCAGCGAGGCCCUCCUACGCUCCUCCCCCUCCCCCUCCUCCGCCUCCCGCCUACCCCUACCCCUACCCCAACCCGAGUCCCUACUACCCACCCCGCUACCCGCCGAACAGGAAGACGCCCGUGGUGGUGGUGGCCACGCCCAUCAACUGCUGCACCGUCUGCACCUUCACCUACUACGGACCGCCUCCGUGUGGGCGGAACUACGACAACAGCAGCGGCGACGGCAAGAAGGUCACCAUCUACGUGCCGCCGCCCUACUACGGUCGCUGA
This is a messenger RNA of Drosophila ficusphila, 3189 nucleotides long. RefSeq lists its product as uncharacterized. The record is from RefSeq and is a predicted model, not a curated record. NCBI's taxonomy places the organism in Eukaryota, Metazoa, Arthropoda, Insecta, Diptera, Drosophilidae. The transcript has 4 exons. Bases 577 to 3189 code for a protein of 870 amino acids.